AAAACACUAACCCCCAUUGUCUCCCUUCUUCAUGGUUUAAGUUUUUCUUUAAAGGAGGACAUGGAAGAAUGGGAACAAAAAUGUCUGAUAAAUGAACUAUUACAAGGAAGAGAGCUAGCUAUGCAACUCCAAGCCCAUUUAAACCUUCCUUCUUGUAAUGAAACUCGUGAAUUGUUAUUACAACAGAUCCAAGCUUCUUAUGACAAGGCACUUUCAUUGCUCCACUACAAAGCAACCGGUACGUCGGACACGAUCGAUCCGCCGCCGCAAAGUCUCCCCGUUCGUGACGCUGCCACCGUGCAAAGAAAAAGUCUGCCGAGAUGGACGCAUCAAGUCCGAGUAGGGCCUGGUACUGCAAUGGAAGGAAACCUUGAUGAUGGCUUUAGUUGGAGGAAAUAUGGACAAAAAGACAUUUUGGGAGCAAAAUAUCCGAGAGGAUAUUACAGGUGUACCCAUCGGAAUGUUCAAGGUUGCUUGGCGACCAAGCAAGUUCAAAGAUCAGAUGGCGACCCGACGAUCUUCGACGUUUCUUACCGUGGAAGGCACACUUGUAGCAACAACAAUCAAGAACAAGGAACCAGUACCAUAGAGCCAUACCAACAGCAACAGCAUAUUGGUAACCAAACAUGCCCUUUGUUCCCUAAUUACCUUUCGUUGAACAUAAAGGUCGAAAACGAUGUCGGCGACGGUAAUUAUGAGACGGGAAAUCUUUCGCCUACGUCAACGUGUCCGAAUCCGACGGGGGUGAUGAACAAUGGUAGUACUAGUGUUGCCAUUGAGUCUGAGUUUACUGAGAUUAUUCAAGCUGCUCCUACUGUCGGGUUGGAAUUCCCGUUCGGUAAUGCUGGAUUGGAUCCGAAUUUCACAUUUGAUGACAAUGGUUUCUUUUCCUAAUUCUAAAUCUCUGCUGCUUAUCUAAUGUCUCUAAUUUCAUGUUAUAGUUAUCUCUGAUUUAAAAUUAUCGAAAAAUACUUUGGUGGUGAUAUGUAA
Gossypium arboreum is the source of this 990-nucleotide messenger RNA. Its product is annotated as probable WRKY transcription factor 53. The record is from RefSeq and is a predicted model, not a curated record. Lineage: Eukaryota; Viridiplantae; Streptophyta; Magnoliopsida; Malvales; Malvaceae. Gene Ontology annotation, biological process: regulation of DNA-templated transcription. The transcript is spliced from 3 exons. Gene Ontology annotation, molecular function: DNA-binding transcription factor activity; transcription cis-regulatory region binding. The annotation marks the transcript as partial. Gene Ontology annotation, cellular component: nucleus.